Molecule: messenger RNA, 2494 nt
Organism: Trichoplusia ni (cabbage looper)
Lineage: Eukaryota; Metazoa; Arthropoda; Insecta; Lepidoptera; Noctuidae
Product: zinc finger protein 774-like
Exons: 4
Coding region: 737-2038 (433 amino acids)
Biological process (GO): regulation of cell cycle process; negative regulation of transcription by RNA polymerase II; neuron differentiation
Cellular component (GO): nucleus; transcription repressor complex
Molecular function (GO): RNA polymerase II cis-regulatory region sequence-specific DNA binding; DNA-binding transcription repressor activity, RNA polymerase II-specific
Source: RefSeq, a predicted model, not a curated record
UCAAACUUAAGUUAUAAUCACAUAAAUUCGAACAAAACAUAUCAACAACAAUAAAUUAGAAGGGAAUCUUAAAUCCAUUUUUAAAAGUCCAUUAAAAGUGGUAAAGCUCGUUGCAUAUAAUGACCAGUAUGAAAAAUUUAUGUUGCGUCUAAUAUUUUAGAGCAAUUGCAUGAAAGUGAGUAGUAAAAAUUAAAACUAAUAAACCUUAUGUACGGUCUGCGUGUGAAACCUGACGGAACUUACAUGUUGUGCUGUAAUGUGCACUUCAAAGUCACAUACAAAAAUAUCAGUGAUUACGUUUAACGGUCGACUGUAAAAUUAAGCAUAAAUAUUUUUGAAAUGUUCCUUUUUGAAACGCAAACUUUUUUUAACAUACUUCUUUGUUUCACUUACUUUUCUAUUCAUAUUACUUAAGGUUAAGUACCAGUUUAAUCUUGUGUUUCAAUCAGCAAAGUACAGGCCACCGAUUUCUCAGAUCAAAACGUUGCCACGUCGCGUCGCUGUCGUUACAAUCAAAUAAUGGACCACUCGACGGCAAUCGAAUCAACGCCUUGGCUUUUGUGCCUUUUAUCAAGACUCUUGACCAUCUCCCGCGCACUUUACUGUAUUAAUGUCCAUUUUAUUAGAAAAUAAGUAACAAAUGUUUGCUCUUUCGCAGAUUCAUGAAAAUGGCAAGAGUGAGCAAAGAAUACAUACACAAUGAUUACCGAAAUCACUAAGAUUUUGUAGAGUUAAGAUGGAGGCAGCGUUGCCGCAUUUUCAUCGUUUGACUUCGUCGCGGUUUUACCAGCAGUAUGCGGCGCCGCCGGUGCGGAUCUCCAGCAACUACCUCCACGACCUCAUUCCCCAACAGCACCCGACCCUCCUGCAGCAGUACCUGGCCUACUACAAUGAACCUCUCGUACCCCUCGACCUGUCUCUCAAAUCAACCACUCCGAUCACCCCUCCAUGCACGCCGCCACCCUCGCAAAAACGAAAAAUAACUGACGAUACCAAGCCUGAAAAAUCCCCGAAAAUAUUUCGACAUUUCGAAGAUAAUGACAGUAAGGAAACCCCCGAAGACAAACCAGAAAAAAGAAAACUUGAAGAUGACAAUUCGAACGAUAGCGAGAGUCCCGAAGCUAAGAAAUUAAAAUUCACCAAACAAUUUUUCGAUGAACUCAAAACAUGUUUACCGCAAGAAGAGGAGACUCCAUCAAAGAGUGGCAGAAGUUCUCCAGAUGUCGUGGAAAUAAAAGAUUUAGAGGAACGACCCAAAAAGUCCCCGAAACCUACCACUCAGCCGUUAAAGAAAAGCAAAGCAGUUAGACGGCUGAUGUUCGAUGAAGACAAAACAUCUCCUGUCUCCGGUACCAUCAUACGCGAUCUAGCCGAAGACGAAACUCUAGUCGUGCGCAAGGGGGACAUUGAUCCGGCGUUUAACGUGGUGGAGGUGACUGACGAGGCGAAGGCUUUGAUAGCGGCGAUAGAGAACAGGCUGGGCCGGUACAUCUGCAGGCUGUGUCGGCGACUGUACAGCGACGCGUUCGCGCUGGCUCAGCAUCGGUGCUCGAGGAUCGUGCACAUUGAAUACCGAUGUCCGGAGUGCGAUAAGGUAUUCAACUGCCCCGCGAACUUGGCAUCUCACCGUCGCUGGCACAAGCCCCGCGUCCCUGGCGCUGUCAAACGGCGUGAACCUCAGACUACCGACGCGGGUCGGUUUCCCUGCCAGCGAUGCGGCAAGCUGUUCCGAAGGCAGGCGUAUCUGAGGAAGCAUAUGCUGGCUCAUGAACAGCCUGAGAGCGAGCCGGAGAAAGAACCGUCGGCGUUCCGUCAGGUCCAUGCGGAGUAUCCUGCUUAUCCACCGGAAACCCUCCGAGACGCCAACUUCAAUACAUUCUGGAACAAGAUCCCACCACCUCCACAAGAGCUAAGCUGGGAAGGGGUUCGGCCUCGAUGCGGGUCGUCCUGCUCGUCUGAAGACUCGAGGAGUCUGGACGUCACGGGUUCGGAGGACGAGGGCGGGGGUGUGGGGGUGUCGGAGGGGGGGGAUGGGUGACGCAGGGUACUGCGGCCGGUGCCGCGGCUCCCCGCCUACGCGCCCGUCGCAACUGCCCUGUACCCGUACUCCGCGCCUUACACUGACGCACAUAUGUACUUCUCGUAAAUUAGAGAUGAAUGCUGUUGUCGAUGUUUGUGGAGGUAAGAUGUCAUAAAGACAUUUCAAAAAUACCUUCAUUCAGUAGCGAAGAAAGAUUAUUAGAUAUACGAAAGUUUAAAUGUCUUAAAUUGUUAGAAUAUCUUGGUCUCUUUGUAAAGUUUUCAAAGGUCAUUUCAAAGUUUAAAAUUCGACGACUCUGGUAUAAUAAAAAUUGCAAUUUUGAUUAAAGAAUACAGUUAUAAAAUCUUUCUUGAUCACUCAUCUAUCAACGUAAAAGGAUUUAAAAGAAAAAAAAGGUUCUAAACUAAUAGUUUAUCAUAUCAUUUAAUAUUUAAAUAAGUAUAAAAUGUAAAU